Ambispora leptoticha is the source of this 195-nucleotide messenger RNA. Lineage: Eukaryota; Fungi; Glomeromycota; Glomeromycetes; Archaeosporales; Ambisporaceae. The record is from the annotation of a GenBank genome assembly.
AUGCUUGAGAAUAUAAUUGAUGAAGUGCAUCAAAAUCAAUCACAACCACCACGUAAUCAACAAUCACUAUCAUCUUCAAAUUUGAAUCCUAUUGGUCAUCUUCUUCCGUCGGUUAAAUCAAAUUUUGGAGGAAACCAUUCGACGACACAAGGGAAUUAUCUUCCCGGCAGGGAGAAUAAGUUAGAAAGAUAUUAA